Molecule: messenger RNA, 1098 nt
Organism: Penicillium paradoxum
Lineage: Eukaryota; Fungi; Ascomycota; Eurotiomycetes; Eurotiales; Aspergillaceae
Exons: 3
Coding region: 1-1098 (365 amino acids)
Source: RefSeq, a predicted model, not a curated record
AUGGCACCUCGACGCGGUAGCGGAGGCUUUUCGUACGGCGGCGACAAUCCUUGGAACGAUGAGGUUUUGCUGUCACUAGAUCGGUAUUCUGGGAGUUACAAGACUUACUUUUUCGUACGCUUUGCCUUUGAUGCUCUCUCCCUCCUUGCCUUUGUCAUAUUCCUCAUCUGGGCAUGCACAAUCCGGAAGCGAACUCUGCCAAAGAAGACAAUCAUUUUUGCGCUCCUUUCUUUUAUCUGCUCCGAAGUGGUACAUAUCGUCUGGGGCGCCCUUUAUAUCGCCGAUGCGGAGGUGACAAGGUACUACUUGAUCACCCUGAUGCUCUGGAACUUUUUCCUCAUUUUUGGAAUUUGUCUCACCUUCCAUGUCUUCUGGAAACUCAUCCACGAAUUCCUGGGCCGUCUUACGCAUUCUAGCAAGCCCUCUUCAGGUCUUGUUACCCUACACGGGACCUUCUAUUUCCUUGCUCUUCUGCUUGGUUUUGCCCAAGUUGCUUUGUAUAUUUCGGCGGUCGUGUAUGCAGUGAUCAGUCGAUACAGCAAUACUGCAUACAUCUGGUCACAACUGAAAGGUGCCAUGUACAUCGUCUAUUGGGUGCUGUCCAUGGAGAUCCUCGGCUUCAUGAUUUACGUGGUGGUCAAGGCUGGCAACCAUCGUUUCGUGUCGAAGCUGCCCGCUAUCGCACUCAUUAACGCCGCUGUCUGCUGGUUCGCCAUCUGCUUCGCGUGGGCCAUCAUAAAUAUCCAGCACGGCAUCAUACAAACCAUAGCUUGGCCAGUAUAUCUGGACGCCGUCCAAGCCAUUGUCCAGUUCAUUUUCUCAGUCGGCACUUUCACGGGCAUUCUACUGUGCUGUUCGAAAUGGCAUAGGCUCGGCGAUGGCCUGGAGACGUUCACUGUGGCUCCAUACCCACCUGCAUCUCCGCAGUACCCGUCUGGCGAUUACCCUCCUACCCAAUUCCAAUCUCGGUUACCGGAUGAAUAUUCUCAAGAAGUAUAUCCUCCGACUCAACAGCAGCCAUAUGGUGCUGCUCCUUACCGGGAUUAUUCGAACCAACCGACUCAUUACCAGACCCAUCGAGCCCCCUCGCCUAUGUAA